Messenger RNA from Vicia villosa (hairy vetch), 2216 nucleotides. Its product is annotated as probable amidase At4g34880. NCBI's taxonomy places the organism in Eukaryota, Viridiplantae, Streptophyta, Magnoliopsida, Fabales, Fabaceae. The transcript has 5 exons. The coding region runs from base 117 to 1676 and encodes 519 amino acids. The record is from RefSeq and is a predicted model, not a curated record.
AGUCACCCUACUUGCUUCUCAUACUCAUAAUAACCAUUAAACCCACUCCCUCUUCAACUCAACACCUUCCUCAAAUUUGAACCGCAAAGAACUAGUGUGCAGCUUCUAUUUCUGAAAUGAGAACAACAACCAUAAUUUCCAUUUGUCUUGUGGUGUUAAUUGCAGUGGCAUUAAAAGGAUUCAUAGACAAACACCAAACAAAAGAUGAAUAUUCAGAUUUUGUAAUAAGUGAAGCAACCAUUGAAGACAUACAAGAAGCCUUCAACAGAAACCAACUCACUUCAAGAAAACUCGUUGAGUUUUAUUUAAACAGAAUCGAGGCUCUCAAUCCUGUACUUGGAGCUGUAUUGGAAGUCAAUCCGGACGCACGAGAUCAAGCGGAGAAGGCUGACUCUGAGAGAGGAGAAAAUCAGAACCGCUCAUUGCUUCAUGGGAUCCCUAUUUUGCUUAAGGACGGUAUUGCCACGUUGGAUAAACUCAACACUACGGCUGGGUCGUAUGCGUUGUUGGGAUCGAAGGUUCCACGUGAUGCGCACGUGGUUUCUAAGCUGAGGGAUGCUGGUGCUAUUAUACUUGGGAAAACUAGUCUUCCAGUGUGGUAUGGGUUUCGUUCUACCAAAACGAUAGGACUAGCUUGGUGCCCCAGAGGUGGAUCUGCUUUGAACCCUUAUGUGGCGUCGCAAAGUCCAUGUGCGUCUAGCUUUGGAUCUGCAAUAUCAGUGGCAACUAACAUGGUUGCAGUUUCUUUGGGAACAGAAACUGAUGGCUCCAUCCUUUGUCCAGCUGACCACAACUCGGUAGUCGGGAUCAAGCCCACUGUUGGACUCACUAGCAGGGAUGGUGUCAUACCAAUCUCACCUCGUCAAGAUACUAUUGGGCCAAUGUGCAGGACUGUUUCAGAUGCAGUUCAUGUGCUUGAUGUAAUUGUUGGAUUUGACCCAAGAGAUUAUGAAGCUACAAAGUCCACGGAAAAGUUUAUACCUUCGGGUGGAUAUAAACAAUAUCUCAAUAAACAAGGGUUGAAAGGAAAGAUAAUAGGUGUUUUGAGGGAUCCAUUUUUGGUUGGAUCAAAUGUCACUUCCAUCUUUGAAGAUCAUCUCAAUGUGUUAAGAGAAAGAGGUGCAACAGUGGUGGAUAAUUUGGAAGUAGAAAAUUUAAGCACCAUUCUGGACCCUUUCCAAAGUGGUGAAGUGACAAUCUUACUUUCAGAAUUCAAGUUGUCAAUCAACAAAUAUCUGCAGGAGCUCACUUAUUCUCCUGUUAGGUCUCUAGCUGAGAUUAUAGAAUUCAACACCAACAACCCUAGUUUGGAAAAAACUACUGAAUAUGGGCAAGAUUUAUUCAUGGCAUCAGAAAUGACUAGUGGCUUAGAAACAAGUGAAAUAAUUGAGGCCUUGAAGGUGAUGGAUGAAUUGUCAAAAAAUGGAUUUGAGAGAGUCAUAAAAGAAAAUCAAUUGGAUGCAUUGUUGGUCAUAGGCUCCGAUGUUUCUCCAAUGUUAGCAAUUGGAGGGUAUCCUGCAAUCACUGUCCCAGCUGGGUAUGAUAGCCAAGGAAUGCCAUUUGGGAUCUGUUUUGGUGGGUUAAAGGGAACUGAGCCAAAAUUGAUUGAGAUUGCUUAUGAUUUUGAGCAAGCUACCAUGGCAAGAAAGCCACCCCCUCACUUCUCAUUCACAUGAAGAAAAUUAAGGAUGAUACCUUACUUGACUGAUAGGCUUGUGGUGAUUGUUGAUUUUCAUUAAUAUAAGUACAGCAUCGCAUUAUCGUUGAUGCAUAUCUUUUACCUAAAAUUUUCCAAUCAUAUUAAUGAUCUGAUGUUGAAAAUAGAUUCUCUCCAAUCAUAAAUUUAGUGUCAUCAUAUUCCGUGCACUCCAUAUGAUGCAUUAAAUCAGAUUUUUAUAUAACAUUAAGUUUUUAUUAGAAUUUUCAUUUAUUUUACAACAAGGUUUUAAAAAAUGGUCUCACAGCAAAAACUAUCACGACAAAACCGUAUCAGAAAGUAUUGAUACCGAUAUUGUUAUUCACCGUUUUUAUGAUGAAAAAGAAUCGUAGUUAGUUCACACUGCAAUGACCGUAAUCAGUACCGACUGAAAUAGCUAAACCCUUUAUGUUACCGCGACCUUACUAGUGGUCCUCUAUUUCACCUUCAAGAACAUCUUGUGGCUGUGCAAUGAGAUGCAUCUAAUCAUGAAAGAAUAAGCCCCACUGCACCAACUAUU